Messenger RNA from Candoia aspera, 4621 nucleotides. It is a transcript of the gene JADE3, whose product is annotated as jade family PHD finger 3. The transcript has 11 exons. The record is from RefSeq and is a predicted model, not a curated record. Lineage: Eukaryota; Metazoa; Chordata; Lepidosauria; Squamata; Candoiidae. Gene Ontology annotation, biological process: regulation of transcription by RNA polymerase II. Gene Ontology annotation, cellular component: histone acetyltransferase complex. The coding region runs from base 144 to 2603 and encodes 819 amino acids.
GGCAGGCCCGGGGGCAGCGCCGCUGCGGCUAAAGAGGAACCGGGGCACCGAUGAGCGCCGCCAGAUAGCAGCCCGAGCUCCAGGCCCUGGCGGAACGCACACCGUGGUCGCCGCCUGCUCCAGAGCCACAAGGAUGCGUCAGGAUGAAACGCCACAGGCAUCUAAGCAGCAGUGACAGUUCAGACAAUGAAAGUCCUUCCACUUCUUUCUCCUUUUGUUCUAAAUACAGAAGCAAAUCAAAAACACCAACAAAUGAACAAAAGAAGCCUGCCGAGGUGUUUCGAAAGGAUCUCAUCAGUGCCAUGAAACUGCCAGACUCUCAUCAUAUUAACCCAGAUGAAUAUUAUUUGUUUGCGGAUACCUGGAAACAAGAAUGGGAAAAGGGUGUGCAAGUCCCUGCAAGCCCAGAAACUAUUCCACAGCCUUCUCUCAGAAUUGUAGCAGAAAAGGUGAAGCAAGUACUUUAUACACGGCCCAGAAAGUACAUCCGUUGUUCAAGUCAAGAGUCUGCUGAACCUGGCUACAUCAACAUUCUAGAAUUGGCAGAAUCAAUGUGUCGUUAUGACUUGGAUGACAUGGAUAUCUUCUGGCUUCAGGAAGUAAAUGAGGAACUUGCUGAAAUGGGAUAUGGACAGCUUGAUGAAAAUACUAUGGAGAAAAUGGUAGAAGUCCUGGAACGUCACUGUCAUGAGAAUAUGAACCAUGCCAUUGAAACAGAGGAAGGGCUUGGUAUAGAAUACGAUGAAGAUGUAAUCUGUGAUGUGUGCCGAUCUCCUGAUAGUGAAGAUGGAAAUGAUAUGGUGUUUUGUGAUAAAUGUAACAUCUGUGUGCAUCAGGCAUGCUAUGGUAUCCUAAAAGUUCCUGAGGGGAGUUGGCUUUGCCGUACUUGUGUUCUAGGUAUACACCCUCAGUGUCUCCUGUGUCCAAAGAGGGGUGGAGCUAUGAAAGCCACAAGAACGGGUACUAAGUGGGCACAUGUGAGUUGUGCUCUCUGGAUUCCAGAGGUAAGCAUUGCUUGUCCAGAAAGGAUGGAACCAAUUACAAAAGUGUCCCACAUUCCUCCAAGUAGAUGGGCUUUAGUUUGCAGUUUAUGCAAACUGAAAACUGGUGCUUGUAUUCAGUGCUCUGUGAAGAGCUGUAUCACUGCCUUUCAUGUCACAUGUGCCUUUGAGCAUAGCUUAGAAAUGAAAACAAUCCUGGAUGAUGGUGAUGAAGUCAAGUUCAAGUCAUAUUGUCUAAAGCAUAGCAAAACCAAGCAAAACUUGAUACCUGAUACAGAAAACCUCAAGAGCACAGUAGACCAGAAGCAAACUGAGAGUGAGAAAACCAGUUUGCGUGCUCAGAAACUUCAGGAACUGGAGGAAGAGUUUUACUCACUAGUGAGAAUAGAUGAUGUUGCAGCAGAACUGGGGCUUCCUAAGCUCACCGUGGACCUGAUCUUUAAUUACUGGAAAUUAAAAAGGAAGAGUAACUUUAAUAAACCGUUAUUUCCUCCCAAGGAGGAUGAAGAAAAUGGCUUGAUUCAGCCAAAAGAAGAUAGCAUUCAUACUCGAAUGAGGAUGUUCAUGCAUUUGAGACAGGAUUUAGAGAGGGUAAGAAAUCUUUGCUACAUGGUAAGCAGAAGAGAAAAAAUAAAACUUUCUCAUAGCAAAGCACAUGAACAGGUCUUCAAUUUACAAGUCCAGCUUAUUAAUCAGGAAAUUGCUGCAGGUCAUUCCCUGACAAGUGCACUAGAGAAUACAUUGUUCUACCCUCCUCCUAGAAUCACUUUAAAAUUAAAAAUGCCAAAAUCAUUGGGGGAUUGCAAAAGUAACUUAAAAACUGGUACAAAAUCACUUUCUCCUGACAACACUGCCAUGAUUUAUAACAAAAAAGGUAUUCCACUAACCAAGGAGACUUUUAUUUCAAAUAUGAAGUCCUACUCAAGGUUUCAGCAUGAAAACAGAAGCAAUGGCUUACUGGAAGGGAUUUUGAAACCUAGAAUUGAAGCAAAGGAUUCUGGGUCUGAGAACCUAUUAGAUUUCCAUCAUGGACAAUCAUCUGGCAAACCCCUGGCACUUCAAGCUGCACUGCAUGGACAGUCCUCUGUUGGGAAUGGGAAAAUUCAACAGAAUUCUAAAUUAGAAAAGUCUAAUGGCUUAAUGAGCAGAGUUGGGGAUAUCACUCAGCGAGAUAGCUCCAGCCAAACAACCUAUGAACAACAGUCUGUACUCUCUGCCCACUUGGCUAGCCAGAGCACCUUCAGAAAAUCCACAAUGGAACACUUUAGCAGGUCCUUCAAAGAAGCAACCAAUAGUUUGGUGAGGACUACAGAAGAUCUCAGGUGUUGCGAAAAACCCUCAAGAAGGCUUUCAGUGAGAGAGCGUCCAUGGGGCAAGCAGACUUUUGAAUAUCAAAUGGGGAGUGCCCCCUAUCAAGACAAUGAUGGGUAUUGCCCUGAUCUGGAACUCAGUGACUCUGAAGCAGAGAGUGAAGAGAAUAAAGGGCAGAUCAGAUUGAGGAAAAGCAGCUCAGGCAGAGAGAGCCCAAAUAAAGACUUCAGUAGAGAUUGUCACAGUAGAAAGAAAAGAAACUUGAUUUCUCAUAGUUCAGUGCAAAGGUGAUAGAAGUCCCUGAAGAUGAGAAUAGCUCAGCUUUGUGGGUUCCGAGAGUAGUUAUUACAAACCUUGGGAAAUCUCCAGGUUAACGAAUAGAGUACAGGGUCCACAAGCAAGUGACAAUAUUUUUCCAAACUGUACACUGGUUUGCCCUUUUUGAGGAGAUUGCUCCCACCCCCACCCCCACCCCCCCAGCCAUUGUGGGCAAAUACUCAGAAAGCUCUUUCACCAUCCUGUGACAAUCUUCAAGGUGACCAGACAAUUCUUGUUGCAGCUGCAGUAGAUUCUCAUUUCAUGAAAGCACUUAAAUCUCAGCUUUUGAAUUGUAACAAAGGGAAAGUGUAUUUGAAAUUAUAGUGUCUGCUUAAGUGUUUUUCUGAAUUGAGUCAUGUAACUACUAGAAAAAAUCAUGUUCUCAGUCAAUAUUAGAACACAUCGUAUGAUCCUAAAUCCUUAGAAGAAGGACCCAUUUUAAUUCAGUGGGACUUGCUUUCAAAUAACAUUAUAUAUCAUCAGAAUAUAUCAUAUGUCCUUCUAAUCUACUGAGGAAGGUUUAUAAACUCCACAGUCAAUGCUGCCAAACACACACUGACCUCUAGAUUUUUCCCAAUAGUUAACUCUUAAAAGUUGUGUUUCUUUUCACUAUUAUAAAUUGCUGUAUUCUAUAAAUACCUUUUAACUUCUAGUAUUUUUAAAUUGUUUUUAAUCCCUUUGUACAUAGUAACUUGUUGUGCAUUGCACUUGUAAAAUAUUUUAUGCAGCCAGCCAAUGAAAAUGGCUGGUGUGUGGAUAAUGUUUAACACUAGAAGUACUUAAUCUCUUUUACAUAUUCAGGCAAUCACCGGUUAUGCCAAAUUUUCCCAUGUGUUCUUAAAACUUGGUCCCCUUCCCAACAUGUAUUUUUUUUAAGCUAACAAAUACAUUCAGAUUUCUGAGCCAAAACAUUUAAAAUCAGUUUAUGCAAAGGUGUGUAUGUGUAUUGAAUUCUAGGUUUAAAUAAUCAAAAAACAUAAAUCAAAAUUUCCAAACAUCUUCACAACCACUUUAUUCUUUAAUUUUUUUACUAACACAUUGUAAUAUAUUAAAAUGCACACACAUAACAUCAUUACCUAAUUUAUUCUUUUGUUCAUUGCUGCACAUUUCUGAUUUUUAAUCAAAAUUAAAAAAUGAUUUUAUUUUUGGAAUAAUCACAAUCUACUUUUGUUAACAUAAUGCCAUAAUGUGAAACAACAGUAAUUGCUGUAAAUUUGGAAUAUAAUGAUAGCAAAAACAUCAUUUGUAGCAAAACAACAAAUGAGGGCCUUUAUGUCCUUGAAAGCCUUAAUACUAUUGGAUUUAGUUAGGAAGAAUAAAUUGACUCAUGAAAGUUAUAUAACAAAUUUGACAGGUCUGUACUUUUUGUUUUAGGUAUAUUUAACAUUUGCUUUGUCAAGUUUUUGUAUCUGUAUUUUUUUGUCUUUAAAAAGAUGUAUUUUUAAGGCAUUUUCUUUGGUGUAAAUAUGCAAUUGUAUUUUGUUUUAAGUUUGUUGAGAAAGGGUAGCCUUCAAAUUUUGAGCCAUUCAGAAUGGUGCUAGUAAAUUCAAUUCUCUACGUACUGGUCCUGACUGAAUUGGGUGCAAUUUUUUAGUGGCCAUGAGGAGAAAACACACAGUUAGUGACUCAUGCAUUGAGAAAAAGAAAGUAGGAAAUGGUGCUUCAGCAAGCUACAGCUGUUUUGAAACUUUUAGGUUGAUGAUUUAAAAUACAUCUGAUCAGGCAAUAGUGUUUUUCCAUAAUACUUUUACAUGAUUUCCGUAGAUACACAAAGGAUCCUUUGGCUUCAUAAUUUCAAGUAUCUGUCUCCAAAAUAUAAUUGCUAGUUUCCACAAAGUGUUCAGUAGCUAACUUUGAAGUAUUACCUCUUAAUUUGUUUCCUUGUUUUGACACAUAUGCAUACCUAAAUUCAGUUUUUUUAAAAAUGGACUUUUUCAGACGUUUCCUUUUUACAAUACUUUUUCAUUAAAUUAUGAAACUGCUAACCUUAC